Moneuplotes crassus is the source of this 796-nucleotide messenger RNA. The record is from the annotation of a GenBank genome assembly. Lineage: Eukaryota; Ciliophora; Spirotrichea; Euplotida; Euplotidae.
UGAUGAACCUAGUUUGAAUAAUAUUUUGAUAAUCCUCAGAAAAUGGAUGCUCUACAGAUCUACACUGUUCUUAAGAGUGACCAGUUGCUCUUGAAGAUGCAUAAGCACGAUUUUGGAAAUACUCAAUGAGUUAUUAGAAGGCUUUGCAUUAGUAUUUCAGACAAUUCCGGAAAUUUAGACGUCUCCUCCUCUCCAAAACUCCAUUAUUCUAAAUUCCAAGUUCGUAAACUCUCGACUUAACAUGAAACUUGACGAAAUGUUUCGGCCAGUAUCAAUGAGAAGGCCAUUAAGAAUUCUCCAAUAAAUGAGACUCUAUCAUAACUUCUCUAAAUUUCGGCUUAAAAUCUUCAAAAGAGCUAAAAUUGAAAACUCUUGCAGAUAUUUCAUUGUAAGCCUUAAAACAUUUUAUUGAGAGAAAAUCUCGUCUAAUCAGAGAAAAAUGCUGUUAAGUUAAGAAAAAGGUUUGAUUCACCAAAAUUUCUGACGAGACUAGCUAUCUCUAGGAUAAGCAGAAUUUUAAGAAUCAGAUAAACCAUUUUCAUGGUAGUGGUUUAUUUUAGCCAAAUAUGAAUUAUUAAGAAGAUGCGAUCAGUGUCUCUAGCAAAAUAUUACUAAAGAUUUCUGACUCAAAAGAAGCAAAAGUUUGCAAAUUGUGUUAUUAUCUUAAAAUACUGAUCAAGUGUUCUUCCCGGUGAUGUUCAAAAACAAGAAAACUAAGUAUAGUUACCAUAGAAAUUCGUAAACUUAAAAUCUUGCAUGUUUCAAAGCCAAAGACCUCCUAAAUCUAAUUCUAUUU